AUGGGUUCAGGCGGCGGUUCCGGGAUUCCCGGGAUGGCGAUGCGCGGAAUAGGGGGUCCCUCUCAGGAGCAGAUCCCGCCUGGAUACUACCGACCCGGCGGCGGCGGCGGCGGCGGCGGAGGAGGAGGAGGAGGAGGAGGAGGAGGAGCAUAUGGACGGAUGAACAGUGCCUACGGCCGCGGGGACGGGGGAGGAAAGGGGAGCACCAGCGGAGGGGGAGCGGGAGGGGGAAGCGGAGGGGGAGGUGGAGGGGGAAGUGGCGGAGGGGGACCUCCGCGGCAGGUGUACCAGCUGCCGCAGUACAGAGGGCGUGGCCGGAACAGCAGACCUUACGGGCAGGCGGCGCAAAAUCUGGAUGGUUCCGCCUCAGGGCCCGGCUUAGGGUCCGGGCCGACUGGGGGUUUAGAGAACGGCGAAGCGACGGGCGUGCGGCAGUCGCACGCGAGCGGCAGCAGCACGUCGUCGAGUUUGUCGCAGGAGGUUCGUUCCGUCGGUCGUGGCACCCAGCAGCCGCAGCAACAGUUUGAACAGCAGCAGGAGCAGGAGCAGGAGCAGGAGGAGCACGAGCAGCAGUCGCAGCAAUCGCAGCAGGAGCAAGCGGAGCAAUCAGAGGAGGAGAAGGAGGUACAGGUAGACGGAGGGGAGGCAGACAGACAAGUGGAUAUAGCCACCAUCGCCACGCCCAGCACGGGAGUCUCACCAGCCAGAGGAGCCAAUCAUAAGGACGUGCGCCACGUGGAAGACGAGGGGCGCGCGCUGCUGGCGCUGGGGGAGGCGGAGCUGCGCGCGCUGCUGGCGGAAGCGGAAGCCGCGCGCGAGGCAGCGAUCCGCGCUGAGGUGGCGCGCGCAGCGGCGCUUGUGGCGCGCGUGGAGGUGGGGAGGGCGCGCGCGGAGUUUGACGCGGAGAGGCAGCAGCUGCUGGCGGCGGAAGCGUCGCUCAAGAGUCAACUGGCGGGCGCGCUGGAGGCAGUGCGGGGCAAGGAGGAGGAGAUGCAGCGCGUGAAGGAGAGGGCGGAGGAGGCGGAGCAGCAGGUGGCGGCGCACCAGAACGAGAUGAAAGAACGGGUGUGGCAGAAGGAAGGUCUAAUUCGAGAGAAGAAUUCUGAAGUGGCAGCGUUGAGGCGGGAGCGGGACGGGGCAGUGGCGGAGAGCAAGGCGCAGGCGAGUCAGAGGGAGGCGGAGAGGGCGGAGAUGGGCGCACAGAUGGAGCGGCUGCAGAGCCAAGUGGCUGACGCGGAGCAGCGCCUGAGAGACACUCAGAACCAGCUGCGGCUGGUGCAGGAGGAGUUGUGGCAGAAAGAGGACGCGGUGAAGGAGGCGCAGGGGUGGGCGGCGCACGGGCAGGACAUGGAGGCCCACGUGGCAGCCAUCACAGCAGCCAAUCAGAGCCUGCACGGCGAGCUCAGGGAACGCACGGACCAGUGCCAUCACCUGUUUGCCGUCACUCACCAGCUCAGACAGCAGCUAGCAGAGAGUGAGCGGUACCACAUGCAGCUGAUGCAGCGUCUGCACAUGGAGAACACGGACCUGCGCUCCAGGCUCGGCGCCCUCCCUGCCGCUACUCCGGGUGCUACUGGUUCGGCAGUGGCAGGCACGGCAGCAGGAGCAGGAGCAGCAGGUGUUGGCGCAGGAGGCACAGGGAAUGCCGGCGGUACAGGGAUUGCAGGAGGGCAGGCAGCAGCAGGAGCAGCGGGCGCACUGGGGGCAUCUGGAGGGAGCAGUGGAGGGGGGGUGAGUGCAGGGAGAGAAGUAGCAGGGGUCGUGCAAGGAGCUGGGGUGGCGUUGAGUGGCGCGGGUGGUGCUGGUGGCAGCAAGGACGGGAAGGUGAGCUUCUUUGCUCCUACUUUUGCACCCCUCGUUUCUCUCCCUCUCUCCCUCCACUCGUCCAUCCCUCUGCAUUCUUCCCCCCUCAUGCAUGAUUCCCUCCCAUCCCCUGUCCCUUAUCCCGUCCCUAUUUCUGUCUCUUUGUCUGUCUCUCCUCCCAUGCUUUCCCCACAGAGCGAAGCAGCAGCAGCACAGUCAGGACAAGCCCACCCGCCCAUGGCACCACACGCCUAUCUCAUCCGCCCACACAUGCCCCACCCCUUCUACGCUGCACCCAUGCAAACCGUCCCCACACCCAUUCACCCUGGGCCCACGCCCAUGCAACCCGUGCCUAUGCUUGUUCCGCACUCCGCGUCUCCCCCAGCCCUGCACCCUCUGCAUCCUCACCCCUCCACUCUCCCGCCUGGCACCUACCCCCCUGCUGGUAUGCAAGGGCAAGGAGCAGCACAGGCUGCAGGGGUGCAGGCAGGGCACGCGGUUACAGGGUUACCAGGACCCGGACAGAGCCAGCAGCACAUGCAGAAUCAGGGGCAGGGACAGGGGCAGGUGCAAGGGCAAGUGCUGACUCAGGGGCAGGGGCAGGGACAGGGGCAAGCACAUGGACAGGCACCAAAACUCCAUUUGCAACAGCCAAGCCAGCAGCAGCAGCAGCAGCAGCAGCAAGCGGUGGUGUUGCAUCAUAUUACCCACCCCAUGAGCAACCAGCCUCUUCCCUUGAACCCCACACCCCAGCAGCAGCAGCAGCAGCAGCAGCAUGCAAGCAGCCUUACCUUAGGUUCUGGGACUAGCAAUGGGCCAAGUAGCAGCAGCACCACUGGAGGCACAGGGGAGAAGGGUAGAGAUAGCGGUGGCAGCAGCAGCACGGGUGAUAGAGCCCCAGUAGGCGAGCCUGCAAAUAGGCACAUGGGCAGCAGUAGUGCUGAUGCUACUCCAGGAGGCAGUUUUUCCAAUGGCGGCUCCUCCAGCGCCUCUCCUGACUCCUCCAGUACGAGCAACAGCAAUGCGGGCCAGAGUCUCCCAAUCAGUGCUGCUGCCUCCUCUACCACUCAUACCGAUACCCCUGCUGCUGAUACCCCUGACACGAAAACUGCUGCUGCCCCUCGGAAGCUCACUGCCAGUCCCAUCACGCAGCGGUCGCCGCCUAGAGGGGUGGAUGUGGGGCUGGGAGGCGUGGCAUACGUGCCGGAACGCCCAAGCGGGGAGGCCUCAGGUGCAGCAGAGUCAAACGCGGAAGGUCAAGCGGGGAUUGAAGGGAAAGUUGGGAUUGAACCUCUGCCUGCGUCGGCGGUGCUGGCAGCAGGGAGCAGUGGGGGAGAGAAAACAGAGGGUGCUGCACCAGCUAGCAUCGACACGACACCAGCAGCAGCAGCAGCAGCAGCAGCAGCAGCAGAUGCAGCACUCACACCCCUCGCAGCACCACUGACCGCACGCCCCAUGCCCAUGAUGCUGGCGUUGCCCCCGGGAGCGCAGUUGAAGGACGAGAGGGCGCUGCUGACGUGCAUCGUGCGAACACUCUCAGCGGACAGGGGCGCCAAGGCCCUCAUCUCCUCCACAGUCGCCCCCCGCCUUGCACGCCUGCUCGCCCCACUAACCUGGGUUCACUACGAGCCUCUGUACGGGUCGCUGCAUCAGCUGAUCGCCUCCAAGCCCGAGCUGAAGGACGAGAGGGCACUGCUGACGUGCAUCGUGCGCACGCUCUCAGCGGACAGGGGCGUCAAGGCCCUCAUCUCCUCCACUGUUGCGCCGCGCCUUGCACGCCUGCUCGCCCCAUUAACUUGGGCUCAUUAUGAGCCUCUAGGACCAACUCAUUGCCUCCAAGCCCGAGGGGUGGAAGGGGCGGGGCGAGGCAGCCGCCUGUGGUUCGCCAAUGCUGCUCGAUGA
Closterium sp. Naga37s-1 is the source of this 3705-nucleotide messenger RNA. NCBI's taxonomy places the organism in Eukaryota, Viridiplantae, Streptophyta, Zygnematophyceae, Desmidiales, Closteriaceae. The record is from the annotation of a GenBank genome assembly.